AAAAUUCCCAACUUUUCGUUUUGGUAUUAAUGAAUGCGUUAUAUCAAGUUGGUUUCGUUUAUUUAUUGGGCUAUUUGCGGAUUUUUUCUAGGCUAUAUUCGUCACUGAUCAAUACAACAUAAAUAUCAUGGAUUGCUCAGGUUUUACGGAUAUAGAAGAAAGACUAAAAGCCUUUCCGGAUUCCUUUCAACUUGAUCCGAUUCAACUGGUAAAUAACAAAAAACGAAGGGGUAUUCUUGAUAAACUACUGCUGCAGAGAAAGACCGAAACAAUGUGUUUGAUAGAGAAAAACAGGAACGAUAACUUUGCUUCAUUUCUCCUGUUCCUCUUGAAAGAUUAUGCACAGGCGUUUGAAAAAAAUAAUGAAGUCAUCAAGAGAGACCCGACAAAUAUUGUAGCACGUGCAAAUCGUGUUCGUUUCCUGUACAAGAGUGAUCUACCUGCAGCAGAAGACGGCAUCAAGAAGCUUGAGGAAAUGAAGAAAGAAUCUACUUAUGCAUGGAUGCACGCAGUGGCGGAGGCGGAACUAGCGUUCUGUUUGGCUAGUACUUCUCCUCCCUGUUACUUCAGAGCUGUGAAGAUAUACAGAUCAGUCAAUGACAGGUAUCCGUCUGAAUAUCUGUGGAAGUUUGGCGAGGCGCUAACCAUAAGACGCGGAAUCACUCUCAAUAGCUGUUCAAAGGAAUUUGUAUGUGACAUUGUAGCAUACACAGUUCGCUGUAACCAGCUUUUGCAAGAAAUAGCCGAAAAUGCGGUCAAACCAUUAAAGGCAAAGGCGUGGGUUCAACUUGCAGAACUAAGUCAUAUGGUUACUAAACGUCAUCCACCAUUUAACGUCGAUGUCGCGAGAAAAGUGCAAUACCAAACCAGUAUUUUAUCGCCAAAGUACUGUUGUACGUCAGCACUUAAGUUAGGUGGAGACGACACUUUUGUGCUUGAGAGAAGUGGAAAAUGUUUUCGAUAUUUUGGAAUGUUGGAAGAAUCUAGAAAAUUACUAGAAAAGGCAAUUGAACGUCGGCCAACCAGUUUUGCCCACCAACAUCUUGCCAUGACCCUAAUAAAGAUGUCCGAAAACAACUUUAGUCAGUCUGGCAGAAGUUGUGUAUCGAGUUCCAGGAACACUACGUCAUUUGGAUCACAAUCGUCACGUUCACCAUUCUGGUUACAAAACCAAAGCCAGCGUUUCAGAUUUUCCAAUAAUGAUCCACUGAUACAACCCGCUAUUGAACACUUACGUGCAUCGGCUGAACUAUCGCAAUGGUGUAACAUGUCAGCAAUAAAUUACCUUGGCUUUAUUUAUCUUCAGUUGGAAAACUAUAUAGAAGCCGACAAAAUUUUCAGGAAAAUAAUUGACAGUUACGAAACGCCUGAUUCACCAGUAUUCACUAUCAAUGCCUACGAACAGACUGGACUCUGCUGUUUACGAAAGAGUGAAGCGGCGGGAAUAUCACAGAAGGAAAAAGCUGCGUUAAUCAAGGAAGGAAAAUUCUUCCUCACCUCGGCAAUAGAUACUGCUGCAAGACUUGUGUCUUAUAUUCCAAGUAUUGGAAUGACAGGAUACGAAUACAGUGAUGCGUUCAAAACCAUUGCAGAUAUGUUACAAAGUGAGUACGAUUCCUCAAAGAAAACAACGGAGCUCAAGGAAAUGGCUCGCCUCUACGAGCUCGUUGGCAAGCACAAGAAGUCACUGGAUAUCUAUCAGAAACUAUGCCAAGAAGAUCCAGCUGAAACGAAGAAUGCAGAGAUAUCGAUACGCCUUAUUGAAAACUACCUUGAACUUAAAGACUACGACAAUGCCAAGCUGUGCGUGAGUCUCCUGCUGUGUACGAAUCAAGCUGCAGAUGUUCCUCGUGAUCUCGUGAACCGGGUCUACUUGGAAACAGCACGGCACAUUCUACAAGGACAUGAACUGCAGAGGGCGCACGACUCGUUUAAGAGAGCCUUUGAGCUGAAGUACGGGGCAACGAAAGACCAAGAUGCUGAUGGCUUCGAUGUGAUGAUUCUCCACGAUGAAGGUAACACAGAGACGUCUGAAGCCUCACAGAGUAUACACACGAUUCUGGAAACAUGCACAGGGCUGAGCAUCACUAGGAACCUGGAGGCAGCCUUUGGGGCCAAAACCGAAAUAAGUUCUUAUGAACUUCCCAUGGGAGGUACCAGAGUUCUUAUUGUCGUCUUGAACCCCGACCCACCAGACAAGCAGUGGAAGUACUGGAUUGAUUUAGCACUAACGAUUGCCAAUGACAGAAAGAAUAUGGCGAUCGUCUGCUUAACAACUGGAAGUAACCAUCCUGUCACUGCACUGCAGGGUUUUAGAACAGAACGAACACCGACUGAUGAUAAAGACCACACGUGGCUGUUGGACAUAUUUCGACUUAUGAUUAACCCUUAGUAUGUGAAGUAUUGGAUUGAAUUAACACUAACAACUUAUUACUUGACGUUUUCCGCUUAUGUUUAGCCCUUGAUAUGUAAGGUGAGUGGAAAAGGUGACAUUGCGGCAACACAGAAAAAAUAAAACUGUCUGGUAAAUGGUCAGUUUACCAACAUGAAGGCAAAAGAUCACCAAGAAAUGUUCAACUUCAUCAAUGUUUAUUUAUAACCAAUGGAUUUUAACAGGUUAACAACUCGCUGAAUACAAACUUCAAAUUAUGUAUAUAUAUUUUCCUUAGUAAUUAAAUAAUCAUUAACAUCUAUAUACUAACACUUAACGUAUUCCAAGGUUAAAUGACUAACAAUAUAUUAUGGGCAAUCAUAGACAAUGUAUUUAGCAAGUCAGGUGAUCACCUUAAAACACUGAGCUCAAUCAUCUACCAAUACCUUCACUAAUUAAUAAAACAACUCAACAGACUGAGUCUCUCAAAAAUACAAAUAAUGGACCAAUUAGUUAUUAAUCUGUGCGCUCCCGUCGUAAGUUGGGAGAUGGGGUAUUACAUUUCAUUCAUUUCAACUUAUUUUCGUGCUUAUAUCCAAUUAAGAUAAAAGCACGCUGUCCUGGGCACACACCUCAGCUAUCUGGGCUGUCUGUCCAGGACAGUGGAUUAGUUGUUA
Messenger RNA from Gigantopelta aegis, 3048 nucleotides. RefSeq lists its product as uncharacterized. NCBI's taxonomy places the organism in Eukaryota, Metazoa, Mollusca, Gastropoda, Neomphalida, Peltospiridae. The coding region runs from base 128 to 2392 and encodes 754 amino acids. The record is from RefSeq and is a predicted model, not a curated record. The transcript is spliced from 2 exons. Gene Ontology annotation, molecular function: protein binding.